Messenger RNA from Myiozetetes cayanensis, 2485 nucleotides. It is a transcript of the gene GAS6, whose product is annotated as growth arrest specific 6. Gene Ontology annotation, cellular component: extracellular region. The transcript has 15 exons. Gene Ontology annotation, molecular function: calcium ion binding. Lineage: Eukaryota; Metazoa; Chordata; Aves; Passeriformes; Tyrannidae. The coding region runs from base 41 to 2053 and encodes 670 amino acids. The record is from RefSeq and is a predicted model, not a curated record.
CCGGCCCGGCCCGGCCCCGCCGCAGCCGCCGCGCCGCAUCAUGCCGCAUCCCGCGGCGCCCCUCGGGGCCGCCCUGCUGCUCGUCCUGCUGGCGGCGGACUCCUCGCAGACCGUGCUGCUGCGCGCCCCGGAGGCUGCCCAGUUCCUGCGGCAGAGGCAGCGGCGAGCCUACCAGAUCUUCGAGGAGACCAAGCAAGGGCACCUGGAGAGGGAGUGCGUGGAGGAGCACUGCAGCAAGGAGGAGGCCCGGGAGGUGUUUGAGAACGACCCGGAGACGGAAUAUUUUUACCCGAAAUACUUGGCUUGUAUUCAGAAAUAUGGAUCGCCAUAUACAAGAAGUCCAGAUUUCCUUACAUGCGUUCAUAAUUUGCCAAACCAGUGCUCUCCUGAUCCUUGUUACAAAGAGGGGACCGUCAAAUGCGAGGAUCUCAAGGGGGACUUCUAUUGUGAAUGCAAGCGUGGCUGGCAGGGAAAAACAUGUGAAAAAGAUAUUGACGAAUGCAGAACGCAGAACGGCGGCUGUAGCCAGGUCUGUCUCAACAAGCUAGGCAGCUACCGUUGCUCAUGCAACAGUGGUUACACUCUUAAAGACAGCAAAAUAUGUGAAGACAUAGACGAAUGUGCAGCAUCAGCAGACAUCUGUGGAGAAGCUCACUGUAAAAAUUUAGUAAGCUCGUACGAAUGUCUCUGUGACGCAGGCUACAAGUACGAUGACGUGAAAAAAACUUGUCAGGAUAUAGAUGAAUGUGAAGAAAAGCUCUGUGAACAGACCUGUGUCAACUCACCAGGGAGUUAUACCUGUCAUUGUGAUGGCAGAGGGGGAGUGAAACUUUCCCAGGAUAUGAAUACAUGUGAGAACAUAGUACCAUGUGUGCCUUUUGCUGUUGGAAGAAGUGUUAAAUCCUUGUACCUGGGGAGGAUGUUCAGCGGCACUCCUGUUAUCAGGCUGCGCUUCAAAAGGAAACAACUGACAAGACUUGUGGCUGAGUUCGACUUUAGAACCUUUGAUCCUGAAGGUAUCCUUUUCUUUGCUGGAGGCCAUCAAGACAGCACAUGGAUAGUCUUGGCACUGCGCAAAGGACGGCUAGAGCUGCAGCUGAAAUACAAUGGAAUAGGGCGUGUGACGAGCACUGGACCACUUAUCAACCAUGGCAUGUGGCAAACGAUCUCUGUUGAAGAACUCGAAAGAAAUUUGAUUUUAAAGGUCAACAGGGAUGCAGUUAUGAAAAUAGCCGUCUCAGGGGAUCUGUUUACGCUAGACAAAGGAGUGUAUCAGCUGAAUUUGACAGUAGGAGGUAUUCCUUUCAAAACAAAGGACCUUAUUCUACCCAUAAACCCUCGGCUGGAUGGUUGCAUGCGGGCAUGGAACUGGCUGAACGGGGAGGACACCUCUAUCCAAGAGACCAUAAAGAUGAAUGAAAAGAUGCAGUGCUUUGCUGUAGCAGGACGAGGAUCUUUCUAUCCUGGCCGAGGUUUUGCUGUGUUUAAUCUUACUUAUGUGCAACCUUCUUCUGGAAAUGAAACCAAGAAGAAUUGGGAAAUAGAAGUAAAUGCUGUAAUUCAACCAGCAACAGAUACUGGUGUGCUGUUCGCUCUAGUUACAGAAGAAGCAUCUGUCCCUUUAUCACUGUCUCUGAUUGACUAUCACUCCACGAAGAAACUGAAACAACAGUUUAUCACUGUGGCCUUGGAGAACAUAGUUGUGUCCCGACUGGCAAUAAAUCUCUGUGAUAAGAAGGAACACGCUGUGGACGUCCUCCUCAAGAAAGAUCACUUGUCCCUGAAGGUAGAUGGGAUGGCAGGAGAGAAUGAACUAAGCAUCUCUGAGUUAGAGGGCAGUCUGUCCAUCUUGGAGAGCUCUUUGCAGUCACCAGUGAAGACAUAUGUGGGAGGAUUGCCAGAUGUUCCUGUCACUUCUACUCCGGUCACUGCAUCCUACCAUGGCUGCAUGACUGUCAAGCUGAGCAACAAGGCACUGGACUUAGAUGAGGCUCUCUACAAGCACAGUGACAUCACCUCACAUUCCUGUCCUCCAGUUGAGGCAGGUCCGUAGGUACCACUACAGUGCGAAAGUUUUAUACUCAGAAACUUUCAAUGCUUUUCUUUUUUUUUAAAGAUAUAAAUUAUUCAGAUCUACCGCACUGCGUGUAUAGUUUCUCUUAAACACUGAAGUUAUGUAGGAGCUACUGAUCUUUAUGUCAGAUUGAUUAUUGAAAUACUCUUUGCUUUGAGGUUUAAAGGUUGUAAUAUAUUUGUAAAUAGUUCAGAAGACUAAUAUUAAAUAAGGCAGAAGUACAGAAUAUACCAAAAGUGAAUGUUAUCUUUAGGCUGUAAGAGACAGUUUUAUCUGUAAUGUGCAAACUAUGGUAAUAUAUCAGUGUGGACUGGAAGAAAAAUAAUAAUUCUGUAUUAUUUUUUAUUACCAAACACUGCUUUCUGAUUUGCAAAAUAUGAGAGAAUAAAAUAUUUACAUACAAGUUUUUAA